GGGCCCUGGGCGGCUGACUGCGUCCGUCCGCCCCGAUUCCCACUCCCGCAAGCUCCCUGGUCCCGUGUGGCAGGCGGGAGGGCGGCGGAGGGCAGCGGGACGCUCCGUGCCGGCCGCGUCGUGCCCACCGGCGCCCCAUUACCCGCACCGCAGGGACCUCGCGGCCGCCGGAUUUCUGACUUAGAAAUCACGCUUUGUCCCGCAAGUUUGGGAUCUCGGACCACUUGAGGUUUUGUAAAACCGCGCCAACACGUAAAGAAAGUGUCGCUUGCAGCGAUCGUGGGGGAGGGCCACGCGGGCCGCGGAAGGCGGAGGAGGCUGCGGGCCGAGCACCUGCCGAAGCGGAGCCACCACCUCCCACCGCCGGCGCCCCAGGGGCCACCCUCAGGCGAAGACCGCGGUACCCGGAGCGCCCGGAAGGGGUUCGGGAGCGGCCUGCCCUUUCGGCUCCGGGCCAAGGGCCGCGCCUCCCCCUCCCAGCCCCAGCGGCGGCCGCGCUCUGGCCGGGUGACCGCUGGGCGUCGGUGGCGGGCCCCGCCGCAGCUGCCGCCGCCGCCCGCGCUCCCGCCCGCUCGGCCAUGGGCGCCGCCGGCUCGUCGGCUCUGGGCCGCCUCGGCCUCCCCGCGUCGUCCCGGCCCGCCUGGCUCGGGGCGGCCGCGCUGGGACUGGCCGCCGUGGCGCUGGGGACGGUCGCCUGGCGCCGCGCGCGCUGCAGGCGGCGCCAGCGGCUGCGGCAGGUGGGCACCGUGGCGCAGCUCUGGAUCUACCCGGUCAAGUCGUGCAAGGGGGUGCCGGUGAGCGCGGCCGAGUGCACGGCCUUGGGGCUGCGCUGCGGCCACCUGCGGGACAGGUUUUGGCUGGUGAUCAACGAGAAGGGGAACAUGGUGACGGCCCGGCAGGAGCCUCGGCUGGUCCUGAUUUCCCUGACUUGCGAGGGUGAUGCCCUGACCCUCAGUGCAGCCUACACGCAGGACCUGCAGUUGCCUCUCAAGACCCCGGCCACGAAUGCGGUGUACAAGUGCAGAGUGCACGGCCUGGAGAUCGAGGGCAGGGACUGUGGGGAGGCUGCGGCCCAGUGGGUUACGGGCUUCUUGAAGACGCAGCCCUACCGCCUGGUGCACUUCGAGCCUCACCUGCGACCGAGAAAUUCUCACCAAAUAUUGGACGCGUUCCGGCCCACCGACCAGAUUGCGUACUCCGAUGCCAGCCCCUUCUUGAUCCUGUCUGAGGCAUCGUUGGCAGAUCUCAACUCCAGGCUGGAGAAGAAAGUUAAAGUGACUAACUUCAGGCCCAAUAUCGUAAUAUCAGGAUGUGGUGUCCAUGCCGAGGAUUCGUGGGAUGAGCUGCUUAUUGGUGACGUGAUAAUGAAAAGAAUAAUGGCUUGUUCCAGGUGCAUUUUAACGACGGUGGACCCGGACACCGGCGUCAUGAGCAGGAAGGAGCCGCUGGAGACCCUGAAGAGGUGCCCAGGGGCUGUGCUGCUUCGAGAAGGCAAGGGAGACCUCUGCCAGCCUUAUCCACGGAAGCCUCUUGCUUGCAGGCAAAGCGCGGGGCGGCGGAGCAAUGGGAGAAAAAGGAACACGUCUGCGACUGCUGAAUGUCUGCAGGCGGGAGGCUCCGGGGAGUCUUUGUCUAUAAGGUCCUUGCCGUGGGCAGCACCGGGGAGGCCUGCAGGCUCCUGGGAAAAUAGGAAGAUGGAGUGAUUCUUUCUUUCCUUCCUUUCCCACUCCCUUCUUCCUGUCUUUCAAGAUUUUGUUUAUUUAUUUUAUUUUAGAGAGGGGGAGAGAGAGGGACAGGGAGAGAGAAUCCCAAGCAGACCCCACUCUGAGUGCAGAGCCCGACACGGAACUCAAUCCCAUGAAUGAGCCUGAGAUCGUGACCUGAGCUGAAACCAAGAGUUGUACGCUCACCCGACCGAGCCACCCAGGUGCCCCCAGUCUUCUCCUUACUAAGGGAGAGUGAUUUCCACACUGUUCUCUAGGGCUUAGAGUGGUGGGAGCCUGUCACUGCUGCUUCCCCAACUUCUGGCUCCUAAUAGAAAGAGAAGAGCACGUUUGCUUUGUGGAUGCAACAUUUUCGUUGGACACAUGAACACUUUGACAUGAAGGACAUUUGCCUCUUGUGUUAGGCUGUGUUGAGCUAAAGACUGAAAGCUGUAGGGGUACUUCUGGGGGAGGAGACAGACACCCCCAGCCCCGUGUGGCUCUGUCACCAGCUGCCUGGGUGACCUCAGCAAGCCACUUAGCUUCUCGAUGCUUCAGUUUCCUUAAUGGUAAACACUGGGCUAAUAAUACCUCUCCUGGCUGAUCAGAAUAAGUCAAUAAAUAUGCUUUUUAAAAAUAGGUGAUAAAAUAUUGUAUACAAUGCCCAUGUAGGCUCUGGUUGUUGAUAAUCUUGGUCUAUGAACUUGAUACCAUCUGGGAGAGGGAGAAGCCAGAAGCAACUUCUCUCUGUUUUCUGAAAUUACAGAUCUGCUCAGCCUCUGAGGCUUCUCUCCCCUGAGCUGCCUUCACAGGACUGUUUCAUUCUUUUUUUUUUUUUUUUUUUAAGAUUUUAUUUAUUUAUUUGACAGAGAGAGAUCACAAGUAGGCAGAGAGGCAGGCAGAGAGAGAGAGAGAGAGGAGGAAACAGGCUCCCUGCUGAGCAGAGAGCCCGAUGCGGGACUCGAUCCCAGGACCCUGAGAUCAUGACCUGAGCCGAAGGCAGCGGCUUAACCCACUGAGCCACCCAGGCGCCCGGACUGUUUCAUUCUUAACCUGGCCAUCAGGUUAGUGGGUUUGUGAGGCCUCAGAAGUCGCCUGUGCCCCAAGGCAGGGACCCAGCGGUGACCAGAGAGAGACCCUGCUUGUCGUCAUGGCCGAGGGCUUUGGCCAGUAACCGAGCAGACCAGGCAGAGUAAACGAUGGGCAGGGCUAUGCAGGUGGUGUUUCCGCUCCCACCGCACCCUUCCAGGCUGGAGACCCCUGUGUAAGUGCAUUAAAGUGGCUGCAUUUAGAGUAGUUGU
Molecule: messenger RNA, 3004 nt
Organism: Mustela lutreola (European mink)
Lineage: Eukaryota; Metazoa; Chordata; Mammalia; Carnivora; Mustelidae
Product: mitochondrial amidoxime-reducing component 1
Exons: 7
Coding region: 579-1703 (374 amino acids)
Biological process (GO): nitrate metabolic process
Cellular component (GO): mitochondrial inner membrane
Molecular function (GO): pyridoxal phosphate binding; molybdenum ion binding; nitrate reductase activity
Source: RefSeq, a predicted model, not a curated record